Molecule: messenger RNA, 9342 nt
Organism: Schistosoma margrebowiei
Lineage: Eukaryota; Metazoa; Platyhelminthes; Trematoda; Strigeidida; Schistosomatidae
Source: the annotation of a GenBank genome assembly
UUUUUUCAAUGUUGCGGUACUUAUUGUUUGCUAUAUGCAAUGUGUUAGUGUCACCUACAUCGUUAUCUUGCAUUCUUCCAGAGAAUAUGAUAUUAGAAUCUAUGACGGCUUACCAAAUCAAUUUCGAGUUAUCAAUGAUACACCAUGCAAGCUGAAUUUUUCCUCUGUGUAACUCAACAUUGACCCUACGAUGUCGAGUCAUCAUUCACUUAGCCCGCGGAAAAGCUGUAGUAACCAAAGCCAACCUGAUAGUAGAAGGCAUGAACAUUCAUGUAAUUCAGUGAUUAUCGGUGUAUCCACUAGCAGCGAAAUUAGUAGUAGUCAUAAUUCAGAACCCGAAAUUAUUGAAGAUAAACCUCCUAGUCCUUUGUCACUUCAACAAGAUGGUGUUUUCUCUUUAGUUCAAAGCCCACCUUUUGAAAACGAUCAGUUGGAUUCUGCUUCUCCCGAAAAUCUGUUUUUGAAUCUACUUAUUGACUCAAACAAUCAAACAUUAAUCAACCUACCCGAAAUUGAUUCCACUGUUGCUGACCAAAAACGCGAACUUGCCCCUUUCACAAAUGUACGUAAUCCUGAUCUGCAAAAUAUGACUCCAUCAGAAAGAGCAAACUCAGUCUCUGGUGAUAUAUCAAAUCCAAACUGUUCAGAUGUAGCGGGAAGUUUUCGAAAGCCGAAAUACAGUCUACGUGAUAGCGUUUCACAACAACCCAUUACAGAUUACAUCUCUGCCUCAACUAUUGGAAGCUCAGACCCUGUUUUUUCUUUGACAACCAGAGAAACUAACUUAUCAUUAAUAGCAUCCAGGAAGAGUGUAAAAGAACUUUAUGGACAACCAAGCUGGUGGGGUGAUGGUGAUAGCGACUAUUCCUAUCCACAUACCUCUUCUUUUGGAAAUAAAGAAACUGUGCAUCCUGUUAUCGCUUCACGCAAAUACAGUAUGAAAACGGAUAUUAAUUUAACAUCUAAGGAAAAUUCUACUCGACCCCCUGCUGAAGCAUUUGUUAUAGAUUUUAGUUCUUCGAAACCUCGUUUGGAAAGACCUGCAUCAAUAUCUGGUAGUCUUAGCCAAUGUGUUCCUCUGAAGCUUCGUCAAGGUUUAGAUGAAAGGGAAAGGAAGAAAAAGGAGAAACAAUUAGAAGUUAGAAAACAAUCUACAUCCGGAAUAGUAAAUAAAGUACCUCCAGAAGAACCCUUCCACGGUGUGGGCAACCGGGAAGUGAUAACCGCCCUCAUACCUCUAACAGCACCCAAGACCACAAGACUUUUCAUGAAUACAGUGACUACCAUGUCAAAUUUGAAAUCCAGUACUACAACAAUACAAAGCAAGACAAAUAUGAAUGAAAUUCAGAAGAUCCGUUCUCGUGGUGCAUCAUUAUCUGCUAAAGGUUCUACAGUACGUACUUCAAACACCACCAGCAGUGUCACCGCCACAACGACUACUACUUCUGGGAGGUCAUCCAGUACAACCAUAAACAAGAAACCUCAAGUCAUUGUGACGAAAUUAGACAAGCGAAUAACUAGUAAACCUGACCCAUCGUUACGUACAAGACGGAUAGAUUGUACAACAAAUCUCACUUCUAGUAGUACAAAUGCUUCAAGAUCUAAUCUUACUGAUCGUUCUAGAGGAAGAUUAUUUAAUCAAACUAACAUUAAAGCACCUACACAAUCGAACAGAACAAAUGUUAAACCUCCAUUCUCGGUUGGUGGACGUCGAAUUUCCGCCGGUGCUGCAUCACUAACAAGUCAACGUACAGCUCCUAGCCAAUUAAAUCGAUCCAAAGUUUCAGUGGUAACACGUGGUUCAGUACACUUGUCUACUACAGGUUUAACAGAUUCUCGUUCUAAUCUACGUGGGGCAUCGUCUGCAACUAGACACUCGACUGUACAACAUCGUGGUGUUAAUCGUAGCUUUAUGACACCGACAACAAGUUCCGAUGCAAAACAAGUAAAAACAAGAGAAUCUAUUCGUUCAAUGCCAAAUGAAAGUCCAAUCUCUUCAUCGCCUAAAUGUGAUUCUCGUCGAACCUAUGAAUCACCUAUAGGGAAUAGUGCUAAAAAACCCAUAACAAGUACAUUUUUACGUCGUGGUACUACUCAAGGACGUGUUGGAAUCUGUCGUAAAUCAUCUACUGAUAAUAUUAAUCAAUACUCGAGCACUAAUAAAUCUUCAUCAUGUGUUUCUGAUCGAAUAGCAUCUGUAGUUUCUACCAUUGAAGCUUACGAUGAUCCAAAAGCUUAUUUAUUUUAUCGAAUGUUUCAAGGUGUAGAAGAAAUUGAAACAACAACGACUGAUGGUAUAUUUCAAGCAUUUUCACCAUAUUCAUCAGUGGACUUUCAAAAGCACUUUUCAUCUGAAUUCAAUGAUACAAAUGAACAAUUAGAUUAUCAUUUACAUAGUUAUGGUAUCGAUGAAAAAUUUCAAAAUUUUCAAACUAAUUCGAAUAUACAAAAUAAAUAUUCUGCGUUACUUUCGAUUGAUGAUGAAGAAACACCCUAUCAAAAUCUUCCUUCUCAUCGUUCCGAUUUAACAACCAUAUCAACUUCAAACAGUAGGACAUUAGCAACAAAAACUCCAAUGUAUUUAUCGAAACGUUAUACAAAUGAAAUCCCGACAGAUCAAGCUCAAAAUAUCGUUAAAUCUUCAACUGUAUCCAAUAGUAAAAUUAACUGUACAAUACACGAGAAUGAUGAUGCAACAAUGGAUCCAACAUUAAAAUCAAUGAACCUAUCCAUGUUUGUUAGUACUUCUGUCAUUAGUUUAACACCAAGUCAAACAGGAACUUAUGUAAUUGAUGGCGGCGAUGGUAUUGAUGAUGAUAAUGAAGAUAAUAUUAAUAAUACAAAUCAAGAUUUCUUACAGCAUUCCGAUGAGCAAAAUAUUCAUUUAUCUAAAGAUAAUGACUUAUUAACACCUCGUGGAAGUCCUAUAGGAGAUAUUACGGCAGCGGGUGAAGUACUGAAUCGUCAGUCUACCAAUCAUUUGUCGAAUAAUCAACAAACAAAACAAUUGCAACAGUUUGCAAAAGAUUUUGAGAACUCCAUGUUAUCUGUUGAACAUGUACAAACACAUACAGCGCAUCAUCAAUAUUCUGGGAAUAAACGAUUGAAUGAUUCCAUUUCUACAGUAGAUUUAACUAAAACUUCAUCAAUUGAGAAACCUUUAUGCAUAACUAGUUCAACUGUAUGUCUUACUGAAACUCAUGACAAUACACUACAGGAUUCUAAAAAUAAAAAAGAUGUUUUAUCACGUGUAAUCGAUAACUUAGAAGAUUCUGAUCAUGUUGGGACCUCGUUAACUAGUUUAACACCAAGUCACACAGGUACUUAUAUUCUUGAUAUAGAUGAUACAUUAAUUGCACAAGGUGUCCUACCUGUCAUUAUUCGUAGCCAUGAAACUUUAGCUUCUUCAGUAACAACAAUCGAUUCUGGUCUAAAUGUUGAAUCAGCGAUGAAUACACAUGGCGUCAUUGUAGAAAAUAUUACACCCAGAGGUAGUCCCAUUUCAAAAGAGAAAUUAUGGCAUAUUGCAGAAAAUGAUAAUGAUGAUGAAGGUAGAGACAAAGACCUGGUGCUGGUCACAUCUAAUCAAAGCGGUAGACCGUACAAUAUUCCAUUUCAUAAUUGUGAUAACGAAUUAACUGGACAAUUUACAAUCGAGUCGUUAAGAGCUGAAUUUGAAGAUACGUAUAAAUUACUCCCAUCACCUAAUCAAUUUGUUGAUGGUACUGAUAGUAGUGGUAACAGUAUGAAUAUUGUGGAAUCAUCAAUACCGCAAUCUGAAUCUCAUAGAUCACAAAUGAAAACAAUUAAUCCACAUUUUGUACAAGGGAAAGAAUCUAAUCGAAUAAUUCCCUUAGUGAAUCCUUCAAAUGUUACAUUACAACAUAGAAAUUAUUUUGUUAAACCUAAAUCAAUCAAUUCUACUGAAUUAUUAGUAUCAAAUAAUCUUCAAAAUGAUUUAAUUAUGAAACAAAAUCUUAUUCACAAUACAUAUACACAUAAUAAUGAAAAAUAUUCUAGUGUUCAUAUUCCACCAAAUGAUGGAGUUUCUCUUCCAACAACGGUUAGUCUGAAAUUGCCUGAUAGUUCUUCUUCAUCAAACAAUUCAUCUACAUCAUCUUCAUGUUCAAAUCAUAUUUUGAAGUACAACAGAGAAUUAACUGAUGAAUUAGAUCUAAACAACCAGAACAUUGAACGUUUUGAUUUAAUGCAUAAUUUAAAUAACGAAAAUAAUAACAACUUGAAUGAACAUAAUUUCGCUCAUAAUACUUAUAUAAAACGAAGAAAUUCCGAAAACUAUGAACAUUCAAAACUUUUGUAUAAUAAUAAUAAUGCCAUUCCAUCUACAACUGGGAAUCAAUUAUUCAAUGUAUCUGAGACUAUUGGAAAUCAUUGUCAUAUAACAAUUAGCAAACGUCGAGAUAAUGCAACAAUUACAAAUUUACAGUCAAUAAAUAACAAUAGUAAUUGUACAAAAAUAACAUCUACUACACCAUUUUCAUCAUCAUUUCGUGAUUCAAAUACUAUGAAUCAAUUAUUAACAAGACUGAAUUCUAUACCUACUACUCACUAUUCUCGACCUGAUCAAUCCCGAAAUGUAAUUCGUACACAUUCAUGCAGUCGUGGAAAAUCUCGAUAUUACUCACAUGGAUCAGCAUCUGUACCAGAUCCAGCAUCUCCUGUUCGUUCAUGGUCAUCUAUAUCUUCCGGAAAUGAGCACAGUUUAACAAAUCGAAUUGUUUGUAAAUCCCGUAAACAAUUGAAUGAUCAAACUGAUUCCGGUUUUGUUGAAACCAGUUAUUUAAUGAAAACAUUGAAUACAAACAAGCCGUUGCCACAGAACUCCAGUUCAACAUACCUAGAAAAGAAAUCUGAUCAUUUCCACAAUUCAUAUGAUUAUAGUCGUACAACAAAUUUAUCACAAUAUAAUGAAGAUAUAAAAUCUAAAAAAUCAAGUGAAAUCGAUUCACGAACAUAUACACGUCGAAAGCAUUCUCGUUCUAAUGAUCAGAAUGAUCCACAGAAAUAUUUGACUACGUUAGAUGCUGAAUCUUAUCAAACUUGGGUAGCUCGAAUGUCCGAACUUGCUCAAGGUCUUAAUAGUCUAGCUAAAGAACCGCUAUUUCAAUCUGAUGGAAGUUGUAGUGAAGAGAAUAAAAAUGAAUUUGAACCAAUAAACAAAUUGUAUCCAGAUGUUGGAACAAUUAAUUUACCAUUAAUAAAUGAUAAUACACAAACUAUACCUACAUUACCAGAUAGUACUACAGAUCCAGGUCUAUCUGAAAUUGUUGAAUGUUCCGCUUUCACUACACCAUUACCUCAUCAUACAUUAGAAACAAUGUUGUCAGUUGCUCCGGAAAAUUUAUCAAAUUUUCAAAAAUUUUCUCAAACUAUUUUAAAUCGUAAUAAUACUAAGAAAGUAUAUCUUCCUAUUAUACAAAAUGGUACAGAUGAAAAAUUUACUGAUUUCAUUCUUUCAUCUCAAUCAUUCCAAUUAAAUCCAAAUUUUGAUCCGGAUAGUUCUGAUCCAAAUGAAUCUGCUAUUUACUAUUCACUUAUGGUCGAUACAAUCCGGUAUCUGUCUAUAAAACUACGUCAAUUCUCUGAUAAAUUAGCCUAUCGAUUAAGUCAUAAUCAACAACAAACUAACGCGAGUGGAAGUAAUACUACUGAAUUAAAUAGUCGUUUUGUAUCUACACAACAGAAUCGAGAUGAUGUACAAUCAUCAACAAAAUAUGCCUUACAUGAUACAUUUGAAAAUAUGAAAGCAGUUAAUCAACAACUUCAAGUGGUUGGCAAAUUGUUGUUUUCCAAAAAUAAUGAUAAUACUAUGAAUGAGUUAAAUCAAAUAGACAACGCUACAAGUUGUGAAUAUCUACAUAAAUUGGAACAAUUUAAUCAAGAAUUGUAUCGUUUUAUACCAAUUGAACCGGCAAAUAUUCAUCAUAAUCAUAACAACAUUAAUACUACUACAACUAAUGAUAAAUUUAUUCAAAUCCCAAAUACAAAUAUACAAUCAGUAUUAACUGAUGAACAACAAUUAAAUGUUGACAGUAAAUCUAUGAAUGUUAGUACCAAUCAAGUAAUGAUGAAUACAACUUCUGCGUUGAAUACACAAUUCACAACCGAUGACAAUACUAAUACUAUUAAUAGUAAUAAUAAUAAUAAUAGUACAUCUACACAUCUUUCUCAUCCUUUCACUUCUAUGACUACCACUACUACUACUACCAUUACUACUGUACACUCAUCCAAUGUUCAUGUUAUCCCUUUAACUGGAAAGUCAAAUGAUAUGAUCAAUAAACAAGAGUUAUUAGAAGAUGAAUACUACUAAUCAUAUGAGUAAUAAAUAGUAUUAUUGGUAGUAAUAGACCACAGUUAAAUAUUGUAUUAUCACCUCUGUUUUUUUUUGUGUGUUUCAUUAUUUCUUCCUUUCUUUCUUUUUGUGCAUGUGAGCUUUAUGCAAUCACGAACAACAACAAAAAACGAAUAAAUCCGGUGUAUAUAUGAUGUGCAAUAUUAUGCAAUUGAUGAUGAAUCCAUUAAUUAUAUUUAUUUAUAAUUUGCUUCUUUUUCAUGUAUUGUCAUUUAUUUUUUAUUAUUUUGCUUUAUUAUUUUCAAUUAUUAGAAAUAUUUAUCAAGUAUAUUCAUUGUAAGCUUAAGAAGUUUCUUUUCCCUCUCAAUAAGGGAGUUAAUUAUCGUAUAUUUCAUUCUAUAUGCUUUUUGUUUGUUUGUUUGCUUUUUUAAAAAAAAAAAAGAAAAAAACUAUUCGCAACUAUUUCUGUGUUUAUUUACACUUACAUAUACUCCAUCAUCAUGCUCCUUAUUGUUUACCCCCCCCCUUCUGCCUCCCUUCUUGCACCUAUACACCUCACCGUCAUUGGCCUUCUAUUGAGUAUUUUAAAUAAUGUAACAUGCCGUGUAUAUUUUGUUUACAGAAAAAGAAAUAAUCGAAAUUCUACAUAAUAUUUAUUGUUUACUUAUUUAUGGAUUGACACUCUUUUGUUGUUUUUUUUUCAUUUAUCUAUUUAUUAGUUUAUUUUGAUUUCUUUUAUCUUAGGGAAAGUUUUCUUUUUUUUUGUAUGUUCUUAUUUGGUUUAUUUGUUGUUGUUGUUGUUUUAAUUAUAACAAUGUUAUUUUCUUUGAAAAUUGUUUACAUUAUGAAAUGUGACAACUGAACAAAUGCAUCAUUCUAGUUAAAUUGUCUACUACUACUACUACUACUGAAGAGGAAUCUUAAGCUAAGACGAAACAUGUGUUCUAUUGAAUACUUCUCAAUUGUCAGUAAUUAUUUUACUAGUUUUAAUCAAUUACCCAUUAUGUUAAUCACUUUUUAAAUUGAACACAAUCAUCAUCAGUAUAAAAUAUUGUUCUAUUUUCAAUUUCACCUUCAUUGAAUCAAUGUAAUAGGAGUGAAUGAUAACAUGCAACAAAUAAUUUGUAUUUUCUUUUCCCAUCUAACUUAUUAUCAUUGUUGAUGAUAGUAUUUUCUCAUUAAUUCAUUAUUUAUUUCUAUUAUUUCCCAUUACUCCUUCCCUCACCCCACCCUCCUUAACUGAUUCCAUUUUUAAAGAUAAAUUAUUUACUGUAUAAUAUUAAAUAAAUCAAUAAUAACACAGGUACCAUUUUCUUUAUUUUAUGGAUUAUUAUUAUUAUCUAUUCUUUUGUUUAUUAAUUUAUUGAUUUCACUGUGCAAAUAUUGAUUUUCAUUGAAUGUUUUAUUUUCAAUCUAUGUAUUAUGUAAUUUUAUUUUGUCUUAAAUUAUCAAUUAGAGUUAUUGUACAAAAACAUAAUAUAAGUUGGAAAGAUAAAAUGUGAAUGAUUGAAAUGCUUACUUUCCACCCCACCCCCCUCCUACCAUCACCAGCCCUCUUCCCUCACAAAUCUACUUAUUAACAUGAAUAACUGUAUGUAUAAAUGUUUAAUAACUUGAAAGCAUUAAAUAUAUAUAUGUAUUUGUAUAUCUGUACACAUAGGUGAUAUGAAUUUCUUUCUUUAUGUUAACACCCUAUUGUUGUCUGUUCGAUUUCUUUAUUUACCGGUUUGCUUACUGUAACUGUUAGAUAUUUCAGAAAUUUGAAGCUUUCAUUUUACCUACUUAUAUAUAUAAUCUUUCCCUAUCAAUAUGUUUCAAUUAAGUUCAAAAUCUAAUAGAGAUAUACAAUUUAUCGUUGUUUGUGUUUUGUUCUCUGGGGUUUGAUCAUGUUGUCCAGAAUGAAAUUGAAAGCUAUAGAAUUAAAUUAAUAAGAUUCGAUAAUACAACACAAUUAAAAGGAAUCAUUUCAGUUACAUAACUUCUACAUUAUUUCAAGGCAUUUUUAUGUAUGAUAUUUUGUGCUUAAAUACCAUCAUUAUAGCAGCUUACAAUGUUAUUCUUGAUAUUUGGAAUUAUAAAACUGGAGGGAUAGUCUACAUAAUGAUUGCAUAAUAAAUAUUUUAAAAAUUAACACAUUCCAAGUUUGAGUGCUGGAGCGAACAUCGACUCUGGAAUUCAAAUACAUCUGGCUGAUGAGUCCCAAAUAGGACAAAACGCGCGUUUUGGAUUUCACUAUUAGCCACUAUGCAUCUCUGCUCAUAGUAUUCAUGACUUAAUGGGGAUAUCGUGUCGUAAACAUAUGUGUUCAAUUUUGGCUAGUGUCGUGUUUUCUAAAACGUUCGUGACAUGGUUUUCGAUGAAAUAUGAACCGUGUUGUUUUCUUAAUAAUGAUCUUUGCUGUACAACAUGUCUUAUUGAUGACUGAUUUAAGCCAUUGUUUCAAUAAAAAGUCAAUUUGAAUCACCUUUAAAUGUCUCUUUUAGAUCUACAUCUUGAAGUGGUUCGUUUGACACACAUCAAUAAAGAAUAUUUGGAACUGAUAAGUUAAGUAAUCCUCUGGUGAACGAGGUCCGUUUCAUUUUAUUUCACAAUCAGGAUUUAAUGGUUAACUUUAACAUGUCUUGCUGGUUUGAAUCCCGCAAUCGAUACUACAUCAUACCUUCCUGAUAAAUCUAGUCAACAAGAAAGCAAGAACCACAUUUUCCUAUAGUUUGUUUACAGUUGUCUAACAAAGUGGUGACCUAAAUUUGUGUCGCAGAGUUUGACUACUUAUGAGUAGUUAAACAACAUUCUACGAAACAUUACAUGUCAAAGUUAAUUUUGAAAUGAUCACACAGACUGAACUUACUUAUCAAAGAUAAUUUUGAUUUGAUUUAUAACCCUGAAGAAGUUCAGAAAAGUUUACUGAACGAAACGUUGGAAUUAUUUAAAUUUCAAUCUCUGAGAUUAUUUCAAAUAUAAUUUUCACGUAUGAUGACUUUUCUAUACUUAGCGCUUAGUUUUUGUCAAACUAUUCGUUCUAAUAUUGA